This is a messenger RNA of Zychaea mexicana, 2094 nucleotides long. RefSeq names its product tubulin-tyrosine ligase family-domain-containing protein. Gene Ontology annotation, biological process: protein modification process. The transcript is spliced from 11 exons. The record is from RefSeq and is a predicted model, not a curated record. Bases 1 to 2094 code for a protein of 697 amino acids. Lineage: Eukaryota; Fungi; Mucoromycota; Mucoromycetes; Mucorales; Lichtheimiaceae.
AUGUCGUCUGCUUUUGAUGCGUUUGUCACUGUCCAUCAGUAUCAACUUGCUGCGAUUCCCAAGGAUCUAUGGCUGCCAUUGUUCAUGAAACUCGGUGAAGAUUACCUCGAUGCAGGCAACCAUGUUGAGUUACAUUACGGAGAUCCUCUCGAAGGUUACUCGCUUCACGUCAAAGCUGACCAGACGCUCAAGAAGCACAGUGAAAUUUUUCUCGUUGAUCAUGCAUGGACCACCCAACCGGAUAAUGCGCACAAGGAACUGGCCGAAAACACAAACUUAUUAUCUCGCCUGGAAAACCUGAUGGACAUUGAAUCUGAAGAGUUCCAAGAAGAGGAAGACAGUGACGAAGAGGAAUUGGAACAUGACGAAGAUGCCAUUAAAACCGUUGCAGAACAAGCCAAUGUCAGCCGUGAAACGGCGCGUGAAGCACUCGUGACCGAAAAAUACGAAGUGGUUAAUGCAAUCAUGCGGUUGACAUUGGAUGAAGAUUUCAAAAAGGAAAGCGAACGUCUUCAAGAUCAAGUUCUUGGCCAACUCAUUGCGAGCGGAAAAGCGCAAGAAAAGGAGGACAAGGUCAACAAGGAAAAGGAAGAGCGUCGUAAAACACGCCAUGCUCAGUGGCUGAAGGAGCGCGUGGACCGUGUGUGUGAUAAGAUGUGGUCGUAUUUGCAGACAUACUCGUAUUCCGUCCUCAAGCAGGAUGGUCAACCUGAAACACAGACGGCUUGGUAUAUCAACGAUGAAGUUGGUUCUGCGCUAUCCCACUCGUCAGAUCCAAACAUACUGUGUCUGCCAUUCAUCUUUUCUCGAGGAGCAAGUGGCAUGAUCCCUUACACGGUCAUGUUCCCUAUCAAGGAUAUCGCUGCUGGCGAAGUCAUGACAUGCGAUUUGGUUCCCAAAAACCUUGAACGAUCGCUAGAUAAAGCUGCUUAUCUGCUGGCAUAUGAACACCGUGUCUUGCCUGGUCAAGAAGUUGCAACACCCGAUGAGAUCAAGUCACUCGCUAAGGAUUUCCGAGAUAAGUUGGCAAAGCAAACAUACCAACCAUCCGUUGCAUUACCAGCUAAGAAAUCAAGUGAGAAAAAGCUUGGAGAAGGUGAUCCCAUAUUGGUUUACACAACGACUGAGUUCGUUCGUCGCAACUUGUCUGCACCUCACUUCAAGCUCACCGAUGCUCUUGAGAAGGCCAAUAUCAUUUGGAGCAGUCAGGAUUUUGCCGAAUGGGAGUCGCUCAAACCCGGACAAAUGGUGAAUCAGUUCCGCUACGAGAAUUGCUUGACGUACAAACAGCAGUUUGCAGACUUGAUCCAGAAAACGUAUGGAUCCCCAGCAUGGAUAGUGCCUACUUAUAACCUCAACACCCAACUUGCUGAAUUUGUGGGUCACUACCUUAGUGACGACGGUGAUGAAAAUGACGACCAGAAGCAUCACGAAAACCUUUGGAUUUCGAAACCAUGGAACUUUGCCCGUGGUCUUGAGAUUUCAGUGAGCCGUGAUUUACCCAAACUGAUCCGACAACAUGACUCGCCUACGCCAAAGAUCGCUCAACGCUAUCUAGUCAAACCAUGCCUGUACAACAGCAAAAAGUUCGAUCUGCGAUACAUUGUCCUUGUCACCUCAGACGGUACUGUGAAUGUGUACAAGAUGUUCUGGAUUCGGUUGGCCAACAAGAAAUACAACACUGAUGAUUUGGAUGAUUAUGAGGCUCAGUUCACCGUUAUGAACUACUCGAACUACCAAAUGACACAACUCGACUACAAGAGCUUCAUCCACAACAUAGAAAAGCAGCAUUCCAUUGAUUGGAGCAAGGUGCAGAAUGAUAUCAAUGGAGCCAUCAAAGAUGUGUUCUUGGCAGCUGCAUCAGAACAGCAACCAUUAGGAUUGAUCGACAACAGUGCUUCGCCAUCCUAUGAAUCGUUUGGAAUGUACGGUGUUGAUGUGCUGCUUAAUAACGAAUACCGCCCCAUCAUUGUCGAAAUCAACUUUUCGCCAGAUUGCACGCGUGCAUGCAAGUAUGAUCCUCAAUUUGUCAACAACGUUUUCGGUGCUGCGCUCGGUGAUAAGAAGGGAUUGGAGGCGUUUAAUGUAUUAUAA